Molecule: messenger RNA, 765 nt
Organism: Baudoinia panamericana UAMH 10762
Lineage: Eukaryota; Fungi; Ascomycota; Dothideomycetes; Mycosphaerellales; Teratosphaeriaceae
Exons: 5
Coding region: 1-765 (254 amino acids)
Molecular function (GO): oxidoreductase activity, acting on the CH-OH group of donors, NAD or NADP as acceptor
Source: RefSeq, a predicted model, not a curated record
AUGACCGUCGACAAUGAGAUCAAAGGCAGACUCGCCUUAAUAACAGGAGCUUCUGGCGGCAUUGGAGCUGCUUGUGCCCACGACUUGCUUGCUCAUGGGGUCAAUCUCGCUCUGACAUAUAGCACCAACAAGGACGCCCUCUCAGAGCUGGUCAAACAGCUGAGAGGGCACGAUGCAGGAUGUCAGGUCUCGAGCCACCAUUGUGACGUCGCUAAGGACCAGGAUCUGACCAGACUAUUUGACGAGGUUGAGCGUGAGCAUGGUCGACACCCCGACAUUCUAGUCGUGAACGCCGGCUAUGGCAAGCGGACGAGCAAUAUACUAGAUAUCAGUAUUGAUGAGUGGGACUACACAAUCAAUGUAAACCUCAGAUCCAGCUUUGUCCUCACCAAGCUCGCCGUACCACAUAUGCUCGAGCAACACUGGGGCCGCGUGGUCUACAUCUCAUCAAUAGCGGCAGGCGGCACAAGCAUUAACGGAUGUCACUACAGUGCUAGCAAGGCUGGAGUCCAAGGUCUGUCGAAGAACCUAGCUAGCAAGAUGGGUAAGGACGGAAUCACUUUCAACGAUGUCGCUCCGGCCAUGAUCACUGGUACAGGAAUGAUACCGACGGAAGACAACCUCAAAGGUACUCCAGGCGAUGUGAAGAACAUACCUGUAGGACGGAGCGGGUCGACACAAGAGUGUGCCAACGUGGUGACGAUGCUAUGUAGGACUGGCUACAUGACGGGUCAGAGCCUUCUACUCUCCGGAGGCUUGAAGUAG